UGAAAAAUAAAAAGCAUAUUGAUACUGUUGUUGUAACUCUGGUUUCAGAAACCAGCGUCUGUAUAAUUUUUUUGGGGUUGAUUGAGUCUAUCGGGUUUUGAUAAUCUUCUGGGUCAAAAAAUUCAGGAGAAACAUAUAUAUGUGUGUGUAUAUAUAUAAUGCUAAAGAACAGACAGAUCUUGGGUUGUUCAUCGGGCUUCGUUUCUCAUCGCUGGAAGCCAUAUUCUGCUACAGGUGGUAGCCUCUCCUUCCUUUCUAUCUCCACCUGCUCCAACCCAUCAUUAUCUUAUUCCUUUUCUUCUUCGUCAUCAACGUUGUUGUCCACAACUACCACCACUUGGUCCUCUUCCACUCGCCGCCCUCGUUUUGGAGCUUUCAGCAUGUCCUCAGCUCCUUCUGGGUCCAACCCAGAUGGCCCUUCGUCUUCAGUUACGGUUCAGUCUGCUGGCAAUGCUCGUAAGAUUAAUUUCUGCCAGUCGUGUGGUGGUCCAACAAAGUAUGAGAUACCCGAUGGUGAGGAGAAGAUAAGAGCUAUAUGCACAGUUUGUGAGAGGAUUGCCUAUGAGAACCCAAAAAUGGUUGUAGGUUGUCUGAUUGAGCAUGAUAACAAGGUCCUACUUUGCAAAAGGAAGAUUCAACCAUCAUAUGGCCUUUGGACUCUUCCUGCAGGUUACAUGGAAAUUGGGGAAUCAGCUGCAGAAGGAGCCAUCAGGGAAACUUGGGAAGAAGCAUGUGCAGAAGUGGAAGUGGUGUCACCUUUUUCUCAAUUGGACAUCCCACUAAUUGGCCAGACUUAUGUAAUUUUCUUAGCAAGGCUCAAGACACCCCACUUUUCACCAGGUCCAGAAUCAUCAGAAUGCCAGCUUUUUGCCCUUGAUGAGAUACCUUUUGAUUCUCUGUCAUUUUCGUCAAUGGUUGUUACCUUAAAAUUGUAUAUUGAAGACGUAAAGGCCGGAAAGCUCAAUUUCCACUAUGGUACCAUUAAUAAAAGGCCCGGCACAAGUCCUUCUGACAUUCACGCGUAUACUUUAGAUUAUCAUCUACAGUCAUGACAAGAUGUUGCAGAACCCAGUUGGUGUCUGAAAAUUGGAGUUGAAACUUUUAAGCGCAUCGGUGACGCAGGGAGUGUAUCUUCGUAGAAAAAUGGAGCCGGUAUAUCUUCUCCAACCUCAGAACCCGCUGUACCGAUCGAAAUUUGAUGUUGGCUCUACUACUUGGCACUCUGCAUAAUGUCAAAUUAUUCAGCCGUACUGUCAGUAGAUGUGCAUAUUUCUGGAGCUGUCUCAAAAUGCCCACUUCUCCUGUAGAGAACCAGACUGUGUAAAGCUUGAACAGAGAUUCAAAAACUAAUGAAUUUUUUUUCUCUCCA
Molecule: messenger RNA, 1369 nt
Organism: Pyrus x bretschneideri (Chinese white pear)
Lineage: Eukaryota; Viridiplantae; Streptophyta; Magnoliopsida; Rosales; Rosaceae
Product: nudix hydrolase 23, chloroplastic
Exons: 8
Coding region: 159-1052 (297 amino acids)
Source: RefSeq, a predicted model, not a curated record